CUUCAAUAAGAUAUCAGAAGAUAACUCACGAAUUUAAAAACAUCUGGCAAAAUGGGCGAGAAACAUCUACGGAGCGGUAGCGAAUUUCCCCAAAAGGUGAAUAAUGGGUUGCGACUGUACUCCACCAACUACUGCCCCUACGCUCAACGGGUACGAAUAGUAAUCGCUAUCAAGAGUAUUCCAUGCGAAAUUGUAAAUGUGCAUUGUUUGGAUAAGCCUGAAUGGAUAUCUACCCUGCACCUUUCAGGGAAGGUGCCCAUAUUCGACGCGGGGUUAGCGAUACUAACCGACAGUCUCCUGAUAUGCAACUACCUGGACGAAGAGUACCCCAAACCCGUUCUUCAUUCGAAGAAGAUCGACGAACGCGAUCACGACUCAGUACUGCUAAGGGACUUCGAUGACCUGCUCGUCCACUUCGACAAAGUCCUGAAUAAUCACGAUCUUGCCGAUUUCCUCGAAUUACUCAAGCACGUCGAAAGGUACGAGGAAGAGCUAGGCAAGCGGGGUAAAUACUUUGGAGGCUGCGAACCGCGCAUGAUCGAUUUCAUGUUUUGGCCUUGGGCCGAAAGGGCCCCGCUGUUUGAGAGACUGUUCCCCGGAAAGGUGCCCAAUGCCGAGGCGUUGCCGAACUUGUACUCGUGGUGCGCCGCGAUGCGUGAGCAUCCCAUUCUGAUUAAAGAAAAGACGAAGGAGGACUCUCUGAUCUUAAUUCAUGAUAUGAUUCGGGAGGGUAAAACUAAGGAAAUCGAUUUUGAUAUAUAAAUAAAGAGACCACUGUGCUCUUAUUAAUAA
This is a messenger RNA of Photinus pyralis (common eastern firefly), 792 nucleotides long. Its product is annotated as pyrimidodiazepine synthase-like. The transcript is spliced from 4 exons. Gene Ontology annotation, molecular function: glutathione dehydrogenase (ascorbate) activity; glutathione transferase activity. Lineage: Eukaryota; Metazoa; Arthropoda; Insecta; Coleoptera; Lampyridae. The record is from RefSeq and is a predicted model, not a curated record. Gene Ontology annotation, cellular component: cytoplasm. Bases 52 to 762 code for a protein of 236 amino acids. Gene Ontology annotation, biological process: glutathione metabolic process.